Lineus longissimus is the source of this 3206-nucleotide messenger RNA. RefSeq lists its product as uncharacterized. Bases 525 to 1364 code for a protein of 279 amino acids. The transcript has 4 exons. The record is from RefSeq and is a predicted model, not a curated record. Lineage: Eukaryota; Metazoa; Nemertea; Pilidiophora; Heteronemertea; Lineidae.
GCCAUCAGCAGAUGUGUGUGGCGCGAGGCUUUUCAAGAAAAAUGGCAUUUAGUUUGAAUAUGAUUGUCGUAUUCCUGCGUAUUCGCUUAUUCAGUAUGAAUGACGCGACUUGAGAUAUGUGUGACCGGACUGAGCGUACAUCGCUAUCGCAGUGCGUACGCCUCCCUCGCUCAGCAACCAGCGAAACCCUCCUGGUGUGUAGCCAGCCUUCUAUUGAUCGGCUGCGUGGAUUAAGCGACUGACGCAGCACCGCCGCGCCAAUUCGCUUAGAUUCUCCGUCUAGCUAGUAUUAGCCAGAUACUGGCCUUGUACACAGGAAUAUGCCGUUGCCUUGGAAUGCUGUGGAUUGUCUAUAGCAAGCUUUAUCAAUGCACUGCUAUCUGAAGUCGAAGGGCCAGGUUUACGAUUAGGGCAAAGAAGCAACCCGCUGAACACGAACCAAUGAGAAAGACUGCUGAGGUCACGUGAUGUAAUGACUUGCUGUAGACAUCCUGCUUGGUCUAUGCAGACAGGGAUAAUGUGUCAUGUCCAAUGUGACGUCAUUUCAACCGACCUUGACCUAUGAGGACGCGUCCUUGACCCCGAAUAAUACGUCCGCCCCGCCGAAUUCUACUGCUGAAAGGACCACCCUCCUUGCCACCGUGUUAUCGAAAGAGAUUCACACCUCAGGGUCUACAGAUUCGAUUUUGCCAGACAAUACCGACCACGAGUUGAUAACAGUCGUCUGGGUCACGACUGCCAUCGUAGUGGGUGUAGGAAUAUUUAUCAUGGCGCUAGUAGCCGUAUCACACGCCGCCCACUUAUGCCGCCGCCGGAAAAAUAAGUGCUAUCUGCACGACGGCGGAGCGCGACAGGAAGUUACGGAAAACCACGUGCCCGAGAACGCUCUAACACUGCACAGCAUCACGAUAAACGCCGAGGAACUGCGAGAUGUGGAUACAGGAAGUGUGUCCAUGGCACCGUUUGUGUUGAAGCCGCAGGAUAAUCCUGGCUACGAGAUCGACUGUGAUGAAAACUGGUCCAAAUCAAAUAAUAGAAACCACCAUCCGAAUUCAGCUUCAAAAAACACAAAGUCUCGUGAUCGCGAGAAGAGAAAAACGUCAACCAAUGAGAAACCGCGAAAGCUGUCACAUGGCGCGAAGGAUAGAGAGAGUGCGAGGAAAGGUGAAAAACGUGAUGGGUACACAAAGCAGUCACAGUAUCCGCAAGGAACUAAACUGAAAAAGCCAAUUGAACGUUCCAAGGAGGUUCGGGCAGACCCGAAUUUCCAGUUUGAUUCCCGCCAUUAUUACGAACGAACGAACAGCGCCGACAGAAAUAACACGGCAAGCACGAGACUGCUACGAGAUCCAAUGAGAUUUUAGCUCUUUUUAAAUAUGCAAAUUAGUGUCAAAUAAUUAGUAAUUAAUACAUGACAUGCUCAAGGUCAAGCAUAAGACUCAAAGUGUAUUAUGAAUGUAUAUAUUCAAAGAUAUCAUAAUACUUCGUAAAUUAAUCACUAGAAUUAUAGCAAUUAGUAUGCAAUACUCGAAUCAUGGACCUACCGUGCUCUGAGAUAUGAAUUUUUGCGUUCAUGUUUACUUAGUUCGCGUUCUGGCCAUUUAAUUGUCCAAAAUGAAACCAGAUACCUGCAUUCCCCUUAUUCACUCUCGUUAAAUGGACAAGGGGGUCGCGUGAUGUUGGGUUGGUGACCCUGGCUUCUCUCAACAGAAUCCAUUAAACAACUGAUAUAUUGGAAACUUCAAGACAAUUAGUUCAAAAACCAUCUUCAUAACCGGCGGAAGUCCUUUAUUUGGUAUCAGUGAAAGUGCUUCGUACAGUGCGCUAUAUGCAGGGCGCGUGGUGGCAAUUUGAUGGGUCAUAUGCUCUGACCCAGUUUACCCCUUCUAACCGUCUCCUCCGAUACAUCUCGGUUCUGCGAUGUUGCUAAACGGCUAAUACACCGCAGGACAAUGUGGCGCUGUGGCGCAUCUCGUUAUUUGAAUAGGUUUUGACUUCUAUCAUGUACUUUUACUGGGUUCUUUCAAUAGACAUGUUUCGCAACCAUUACGAUGACCUCCGACGACGAAAUACGAAGUAUAGUUAAUACGGUACUUUAACGAUCAGUUUUUUGAAAAUAUCCUCUUUUCUUCUUCUGACUGGGAAGAUAUCUUCUCGUCGUGACGUCAUUGAUCCUGCUGUGAUGACGUCGCCAAUUUAGGUAUAGAAUAUGAUUUACGAGUGUCGCCUAAAUCAAGUAGAACAGGACUUAAAUGACACGACAUACAUUCGUAGUUUAUACAACGUCGUUCGUAGAGGUUACGAAACUUGUCUAAUAAUUGUGUUGUGUGUGUUAAAAUAUAUCGUGAUCUUACUACGUGUACAUGUACUAAUUUCUUUUGUGAGAUUUACACUGGUAACCUUGGCCGCGAUUCUGGUUCGCGAAGAUCUUCCUAUAAAGUGACCUGACAGCUUGAUAUUACUUGUACGUUAACUUUGCGUUGCCAGUUAAGCGCAUUACACUAGUACAAGGCCCGGGGUCCGGUUGUUCAAAACCAACUAUUGUCACUAACGCUGGUGUUAACUUAACAUAGCCUUAUCUCCGUCAGUUAAGCCAUUAGACUUAACGCUAAGUUAAUAAGUUAACGCCAGCGUUAGUGACAAACAUUGUUGUGAACAACCGGUGUGGCGGGGAUAGUAGUCCUAGGGCUGAUAGUCCGUGUAACAAACAAUAGCCUGCAUUGCUAAAUGUUUUGGUUAGGGUUAGCGGUACAAUAGAUCAUGCUGCUUAAUUGGGCAAAUACAAUGCUACCGGACUAUGACUCCAGGGGGACUAUAUCCGCUGUCACACCGGGCACUGGAAUUCACCACCGCACUGGGAGAAUCAAUCUAGAGGCCACCUUCAACUGUACUCAUGCGUACACCUUCCACAGACAGCAUUGCAAGUCAUUUUGCUGAAUGCAUUCGUUUAUUUUUUGUCUGGUUACCAUAGCAACGGGUGACGAUUUACACGGAAUAUGUAAAAGUAUGCCUUCAGUCAUUUAACAUAAUCUUCUUUCGGUAAUUUUUUUUCAAUUUCGUUUAAAAGGUGUAUGAUAUCAUGAUGUAGGCAGGUGAAGUUACUGAUCCAAAAACGAAGGAAGGCGUUGUGUAGAUAUUUUUUAACAACUUGGAAAAUAAUUGCGACGAGUUGACCAGAAUAAUAUUUCUGUAAAUAUUGUAAAUAA